Messenger RNA from Eubalaena glacialis (North Atlantic right whale), 1523 nucleotides. RefSeq names its product GDP-mannose 4,6-dehydratase (gene GMDS). The transcript has 11 exons. Gene Ontology annotation, molecular function: GDP-mannose 4,6-dehydratase activity. The record is from RefSeq and is a predicted model, not a curated record. Bases 149 to 1267 code for a protein of 372 amino acids. NCBI's taxonomy places the organism in Eukaryota, Metazoa, Chordata, Mammalia, Artiodactyla, Balaenidae. Gene Ontology annotation, biological process: GDP-mannose metabolic process.
CGCCCCGCCCCCGGCCCGCCCCGCCGGCCUCCCAGGCGGCCCUGUCAGAGUGCGGCGGCGGGUGGCGCGGGGCUGGUCCUUGCAGCCGGCGAGGAGGCUCGCGCGGCACACCCCCGUCGGUCGGCGCCUCUCUUCAGCGCGCGCGGACAUGGCCCAGGCAGCGGCGGGCUGCCCCAGCGCCCGCGGCUCCGGGGACGGCGAGACGGGCAAGCCCAGGAAGGUGGCGCUCAUCACGGGCAUCACGGGCCAGGACGGCUCCUACUUGGCCGAGUUCCUGCUGGAGAAGGGCUACGAGGUCCAUGGAAUUGUACGGCGAUCCAGUUCAUUCAAUACUGGUCGAAUUGAACAUCUGUAUAAGAACCCCCAGGCUCAUAUUGAAGGAAACAUGAAACUGCACUAUGGUGACCUCACCGACAGUACCUGCCUCGUAAAGAUCAUCAAUGAAGUGAAGCCGACCGAGAUCUACAACCUCGGAGCCCAGAGCCACGUCAAGAUUUCUUUUGACCUGGCUGAAUAUACUGCGGACGUCGAUGGGGUCGGCACCUUACGGCUUCUGGAUGCAGUGAAGACCUGUGGCCUUAUCAACUCUGUGAAGUUCUACCAAGCCUCAACAAGCGAGCUUUACGGGAAAGUGCAGGAAAUACCGCAGAAGGAGACCACCCCUUUCUACCCGCGCUCGCCGUACGGGGCAGCAAAGCUCUAUGCCUAUUGGAUUGUGGUGAACUUCCGGGAGGCGUAUAAUCUGUUUGCAGUGAACGGCAUCCUCUUCAAUCAUGAGAGCCCCAGGAGAGGAGCUAAUUUUGUUACUCGAAAAAUUAGCCGGUCAGUAGCUAAGAUUUACCUUGGACAACUGGAAUGUUUCAGCUUGGGGAAUCUGGACGCCAAACGAGAUUGGGGCCACGCCAAGGACUACGUGGAGGCCAUGUGGCUGAUGCUGCAGAAUGAUGAACCCGAGGACUUUGUCAUAGCCACGGGGGAGGUCCACAGCGUCCGGGAAUUCGUAGAGAAGUCGUUUCUGCACAUCGGAAAAACCAUCGUGUGGGAAGGAGAGAAUGAAAAUGAAGUGGGCAGGUGCAAAGAGACCGGCAAAGUUCACGUGACCGUGGAUCUCAAGUACUACCGACCAACUGAAGUGGACUUUCUGCAGGGAGACUGCACCAAAGCCAAGCAGAAGCUCAGCUGGAAGCCCCGGGUCGCCUUUGAUGAGCUCGUGAGGGAGAUGGUGGACGCCGACGUGGAGCUCAUGAGUACCAACCCCAACGCCUGAGCGCCCAGCGGUGCCUGCGCCCCGCGCCCGGACCCGCGCCCGCGCCUGGGCCGCCGAGGUUUGCAGCAGCCGGGAUGGGCUCCGGCGGCGCCCACUCUACUUUUGGCCAGGCCUCCUCUGAUCGGUUUUGGUAAUCAGGAUGUUUUAAUCACAUAUUCACUUUCCUUGAAAUUAUGUCGCUAGACUACUGAAAUUGUGGGGCUUUCAAAUGGUUUUUCUCUUUUCUUAUUAAAAAUAUCCUUUCUCUUAACCUGCA